CGCACACGUUCCUAUUAAUAACUACAAAUAACAUCUUUUCUUUCUUCUGGAAAAACUGUCUUGUUCUUAUUAUCCUCUAAUUUACAGUAAUGUAUAGAAUGCAUCAAAGCCUCCAGCACUCCUGCUGUUCAGAGAGUCAUGGCGUCUCUGGACUAUGAUGAAGUGACCGCGUUUCUGGGGGAAUGGGGGCCGUUUCAGCUCAGCAUCUUCCUCCUGCUCAGCCUCAGCAUUGUGCCGAACGGAUACGCGGGCAUGGCCAUGGUCUUCCUCGCUGACACGCCGGACUUCCACUGCAGGGCGCCGCAAGCGAACACCAGCGUCUGCGCGCAGCCUGUGAACGGCAGCAGCGAGCCGUGUGUGAACGGGUGGGAGUACAGCACCGAGCGCUAUCACAACACUAUAGUCACUGAGUGGGACCUGGUUUGCGGAGAUGCCUGGAAGGUUCCCUUUACGCUGUCCAUCUUCUUCGUGGGAGUCCUGAGUGGGUCAUUCAUAUCCGGAGAAUUGUCUGACAGGUUUGGACGUAAGACGAUCCUGUUUGCAACCAUGGCCACUCAGCUGGUGUGCAGUCUGCUCCAGGUCGCCUCAGUGAACUGGGAGAUGUUUAUCGUUUUCUUCUGUCUUACUGGCUUUGGCCAGAACUCCAACUACAUGGCAGCCUUUGUGUUAGGCUCGGAGCUGCUAGGGAAAAAUUUGCGUCUGGCUUUCUCUGUGCUGGGUGUGUGCGUGUUUUACGCAGUGGGUUACGCUCUCCUUCCCUUAUUUGCCUAUUAUUUGAGGAGUUGGAGGAUCCUGCUCACAGCACUGUCAAUGCCUGCACUACUCUAUAUCCCCCUCUGGUGGUUUAUUCCAGAGUCUCCGCGCUGGCUGCUGUCUAAAGGCCGUGUCCAGGAAGCAGAGGAUAUCAUCAGAGCAGCAGCGAGGAAAAAUGGUAUCACUCCACCGGAGGUUAUAUUCAAGGAUUCAGAACUGAUUAAAUCUGAGUCUGAAAGUGGGGUCUCUUACACAUACAUGGACCUGAUCAAGACUCAGAAGAUGAGGAGUUUGACUCUGCUGAACAGUGUUGUAUGGUUCACCACCACCAUCAGCUACUUUGGCCUGUGUCUGAGCACUCCGAACAUGAACGGAGACCCGUAUCUGAACUGCCUGUUCUCAGCUCUGACCGAGGUGGCGGCGUACGUGCUGACGUGGCUCCUGAUCAAGGUGGUGCCGAGGCGAGCGCUCAUUACAGGUCCACUGCUGAGCGGUGGCCUCGUCCUGCUGCUUAUCCCUGCCGUCCCGACAGAUUACGGCAGCGUGACGGUGGCGCUGGCCAUGCUGGGGAAGCUCGGCGUCACGGCAGCUUUCGCCGUCCUCUACAUCUCGACGGCGGAGCAGUUCCCCACGGUGGUGCGCGGGAUGGGGAUGGGAAUCUGCAGCAUGUGCUCAAAGAUCGGCAGCACUAUCUCUCCGUUUUUCCCUUACUUCGGUCAUUACGAUCAGGUUCUGCCUUACGUUCUGAUGGGAGUGCUGACGGUGAUCGCCGGGCUGCUGAGUAUUCUGAUGCCAGAGACACGAGGCAUUCCCCUCCCCGAGGCCCUCUCGCAAGUACAGAGUCUAAACUGGUGCUGUGGCUGGUGUAGAAAUCGUCGAAGAACAGAUAAAACACAUGAAGGUCUUGCAACAAAGAUGUGAUCUGAGAAUCCCAACGUAGUAAUGUGCACUGUCUGAUACUUGACCUUUAUACAAAUAUUUCAUAUAUACAUUUCAUGUUGUACUGAGUAGGUUUACACUACCAUUGAUCAUCUGGUGAUCACAUUUUUUUAUUUAUUUUAUCAGCAUUUUUAUUUGUCAGAUUGUGGUUUUUCAGCUAUUUUAGAGAUUUAUUCACAGAUUUGCACAUUUCUAAAUGUAUUCAUUUAUAAUUAAGCAAAUGUGUUAAGCAAAAGAGUAUGAUCAAGAACUUUUUUUUAUGUGAAUAGAUCUUUAUUUUGCUGGUGCUGAUUACAUAGACACAUUGAUGAAAUUAAUCAAUGCUCCAAAUGAAUCCAUUACUUUCAAAUUAAUGAGACAUGAUCCUGUUUUCAAAUCCAUAUCCAUAUACAACCUCCAAUCAACAUCAUACCCGGAGAUCUAUGUAUGAUAGCUUCAUAAACACUGAGCUUAACUACUUCAGGGUUGAGUUUGUGUUGACAAUAAUAUACCCAGAAGACUAUUGAAUACUCGAGCUGGCUGUGUCCAGAGCUUAAUAUUCUUGUAGUAAAUAUUAAAAGAACUUAGAAUGAUAUACUGAUAAUGAUGUAUAUUUAUUGUGUGGCUGUAAAUACUUAAAGGAACAUUUUGAUAAAAAGUAAAUUUACAGUUUAUUACUUGU
Messenger RNA from Ictalurus punctatus (channel catfish), 2353 nucleotides. RefSeq names its product solute carrier family 22 member 21 (gene slc22a21). The coding region runs from base 139 to 1674 and encodes 511 amino acids. Gene Ontology annotation, cellular component: membrane. The record is from RefSeq and is a predicted model, not a curated record. The transcript has 11 exons. Gene Ontology annotation, molecular function: transmembrane transporter activity. Gene Ontology annotation, biological process: transmembrane transport. Lineage: Eukaryota; Metazoa; Chordata; Actinopteri; Siluriformes; Ictaluridae.